AUGCAAUUCGCCACUUUGCUCAUGUUUGUUUCGGCCGCUGCCGCCGCCGCCGUCCCCGUCGAUGACAACGCCAAAGUUGACGGCCAUGUUGCGCCUGCUCAUGUUGAGAGAAGCCCUUGCUGGUGGGACGGAAAGUUGUGGCACGAUUGCGCCAAAUAG
Beauveria bassiana ARSEF 2860 is the source of this 159-nucleotide messenger RNA. RefSeq lists its product as uncharacterized. The transcript has 2 exons. NCBI's taxonomy places the organism in Eukaryota, Fungi, Ascomycota, Sordariomycetes, Hypocreales, Cordycipitaceae. Bases 1 to 159 code for a protein of 52 amino acids. The record is from RefSeq and is a predicted model, not a curated record.